Messenger RNA from Naegleria lovaniensis, 504 nucleotides. RefSeq lists its product as uncharacterized. The record is from RefSeq and is a predicted model, not a curated record. The transcript has a single exon. The coding region runs from base 1 to 504 and encodes 167 amino acids. NCBI's taxonomy places the organism in Eukaryota, Heterolobosea, Eutetramitea, Acrasida, Naegleriidae.
AUGGCCAAACGUUUCUCUGCUUUUUCUGUACAUCUUUCAUUAGUGUUUUGUUUCUUCCUAUUCGCCAUGACCCUUAACACUGUUCAUGCUCAACAAUGUCUAAACAAAAAGAACGCUCCUUUCUCUCCUACUCCAUGUUCUAAUUGUAAUUUCUGUUCAGGUUUGGGAAGUUCUCCUUCUUGCUGCACUUUGGCUGAUGAUGUUCGUAUUAAAGACAGUGUUUCAAUUUUCGAUAUUGUUGGGGGAGCUUGUGUUGAUGUAGCGAAAGAGAUGGCAUGCUCCUUGUGUGAUCCUAAAAAUCAAAAAUAUAUUGACACAACGACCAUGGAAGUUAAACUUUGUAAAAGUGCUUGUGUGAAAUUGGCUGACACAUGUAAAACUGGAGCAGCACGAUUGUGUGAUGCCUUACCAACUACGGAUUGUUGGAGUGCUGCAACCAGCGGUCUUCAAGUCGUGUGGUCGUUGUCUGUGUUGUUGAUUUGUGUCAUUACAUUUUUGAUGUAA